ACAUAAAACGGUUUUAAGUGUUAUAUUUAUAUCUUAAAUUUAACAAGCUUGCAUCGAAGGCCAGUCUUGAAGCCCAUAUUAUUACUUUUUUGAUCUUAACAAAUUUUUUUAAAAUAAGAAAAUUCGAUUUUGCUUAGUCUCUUGGGCUCUUUUUUCUUUUCAUGUGCACCUGUUUGGCUUCUCCAGCACAAUAAAAGGAAAUAAAUAAGUCAAACAUUCGCUGUACUCACAAUGUUAUUAAUAUCAAAGAGUUUGCUUCUAUUUCGGUUAAUUUACUGUGCUUCAAGUAUCCCCCCCGUUAUCAGAGUAGGAGCAAUAUUUCCUAAGCAACCAGUCAAAUAUAAUUCUGAGUUGGCAUUUCGGUACGCGAUUCAUAGAUUAAAUGAUGACAAAAGUCUAUUACCAGAAACAAUCGUUGACUACGAAGUGGAAUAUGUAAGCCACCUUGACUCGUUUGAGACUGUUCGAAAAGUGUGCAAUUUGCUACGAGUUGGUGUCCAAGCUGUUUUUAGUCCAACUGAUUCCGUUUUGGCAGCGCAUAUACAUUCGAUAUGCGAUGCUUUGGAUAUUCCCAAUAUAGGUCGUAGCGCCCAUGAUUUUUCCAUUAAUGUUUAUCCAUCUAAGAAAUAUGUGAAUCAGGCCUUCAUUGAUGUCAUACGCUACCUAAACUGGACACGAUUUGGCAUCUUACAUGAAAGAGAAUAUGGAAUUAUAGAUUUACAUCAAAUCGCGCGCUCUGUUCAAGCGGAAGUCCACAUGCGACAAGUAUCUCGAGGCUCAUACCUUUCUGUAUUGAACGAUUUUAAGAACAAAGAAAUACAUAAUGUUAUAAUUGAUACAAGCUCUGAUGGCAUAUCAAUUUUAUUAAAAAACAUAUUACAACAACAAAUGAAUGAAUAUAAAUACCAUUAUUUUUUUACCAGUUUCGAUCUGGAAACCUAUGAUAUGGAAGACUUUAAAUAUAAUUUUGUGAAUAUAACAUCAUUUCGUUUGGUGGACAUAGGUGAUGUGGCUGUUAAACAAAUUUUAAAAGACAUUAAGAACUACGGCCAUCAUAUAUACCAAUCGCCAGAUUUCAGCCAACAUUCAAGAAAAUCCUUUUCCUUCGAGUCCGAACCAGCUUUAAUGUACGAUUCCGUUUUCGUAUUUGCUAUGGGUUUGCAGACAUUGGAACAAUCACAUAUUUUGGAUAUAUAUAAUGUGACCUGCGAUGAGGAAAUACCAUGGAACGGUGGCUUGAGCCUUAUUAAUUACUUAAAUGCGGUUGAAUGGAAAGGUCUGACAGGACCCAUUCAGUUUAAAGAAGGACAGCGAAUUCAGUUCAAAUUAGACUUGAUAAAAUUAAAGCAACACUCGAUAGUUAAAGUUGGCGAAUGGACGCCCCAUGGACACCUCAAUAUAACCGAUCCAUCAAUGUUUUUUGAUUCCGGCUCCAUGAAUGUAACACUUGUUGUCAUAACUAUAUUGGAAACGCCGUAUGUAAUGAUGCAUUAUGGAAAAAAUUUUACGGGCAACGAAAGAUUCUAUGGAUUCUGCGUAGAUAUUUUGGAAACAAUUUCACAUGAGGUCGGUUUUGGAUAUAUUUUAGAUUUGGUUCCCGAUCGCAAAUACGGAGCCAAAGAUCCAGAGUCUGGUGAAUGGAAUGGAAUGGUUGCACAGUUAAUGCAAUACAAAGCGGACUUGGCUGUGGGCUCAAUGACUAUUACCUAUGCGAGAGAGAGUGUUAUUGAUUUCACUAAACCUUUUAUGAAUCUGGGAAUAAGCAUAUUAUUUAAGGUUCCUACUUCAGAGCCAACCCGAUUAUUUUCAUUUAUGAAUCCUUUGGCUAUAGAAAUUUGGAUUUAUGUACUGAUGGCAUAUUUCCUCGUGUCCAUUUGUAUAUAUUUGGUCGGGAAGUUAUCACCCAUCGAGUGGAAAUACAUAAAUCCCUGCGAUUUAAAUAACAUUACGAUCGGUAAUCAGUUUACAUUGUCGGAUAGUUUCUGGUUUACAAUUGGAACGUUAAUGCAGCAGUCACCCGAUAUAUAUCCGAGAGCGAUCUCGACACGUAUAAUUAGUAGUAUUUGGGGAUUCUUCUCGUUAAUUAUUGUAGCCUCAUAUACCGCCAAUUUGGCGGCAUUUUUAACCACUGAACGCAUGAUUAAUCCCAUAGAAAACGCCGAGGAUCUGGCCAGUCAAACAGAGAUAUCAUAUGGAACUUUGGAUAGUGGCUCUACGAUGACGUUCUUUCGGGACUCCAUGAUUGAGACAUAUAAAAAAAUGUGGCGGAGCAUGGACAACAAAAAGCCAUCGGCAUUUACGACUACAUAUGAAGACGGAAUUCGCAGGGUUAACCAGGGCAAUUACGCCUAUCUGAUGGAAUCCACAAUGCUUGAUUAUAUCGUUCAGCGAGAUUGUAAUUUGACACAAAUUGGGGGUUUGCUAGAUACCAAAGGAUAUGGAAUUGCUACACCAAAAGGAUCGCCCUGGCGAGAUAAGAUUUCGUUAGCCAUACUGGAGCUUCAGGAAAAAGGCGAGAUUCAAAUGCUGUACGAUAAAUGGUGGAAGAACACAGAUGAGACUUGUACCAGGAAGAGCCCAAGCAAACAAUCAAAAGCCAAUGCCCUGGGACUCGAGAGCAUAGGUGGCGUGUUUGUCGUGCUAUUUGCUGGCAUUAUUGUUGCCGUCGCUGUUGCUCUUUUUGAGUUUUGGUUUAAUUUUCGAUAUAACUACAAAGCGAAGCCUUUAUCUUUUUCUAACUCGUUGCCGCCGGAUGCUAGAAUCGUUUUAGAAACUAAUGAAAGAACAUAUUUACAACCGAAACGCUGCUUCUGGAUAGAGAUAUUUGAAGAGCUACGUUAUGCAUCGUGGUGUCUGAACAAGCCUAAAAGACCAGAGCUAAAUAGAGUGUGUAGUAAAUGUAAGAUAACGUCAAAGCCAAUUAUAUAGCGCUUUAUUUACGAUGCAUGUGUGUUAAUUGUGUAACUAUCUUUUUGAUUGAUUUGUUGGUAACCCUGGAAUAAAUGUGUGUCCUCCACCAAUUAAACACUUAAAGGAAACGGUCCAAAGUCCCACAAGCAUACUCCCGGUGAAAGUAGAUUAAUCGAUUUUGCAAAGACUCAUUUAAUUUCGCGUAAGAUUGACAAUGCGUCCUGCAGUAGUUAAACACUAGAAUUCAUUAGGGGUGGGGGGGGGUAAGGUAUUUAAUUUUUUUUUCGCAAAUUUUUUUUUAUUUUUUAUUUUGAAAGUUAAACAUGUUAAGAAUAUUAUGUCGAAGUUUUACAUCGAUUAUAGUAAAAUUGACGAAGUUAUGCG
Drosophila kikkawai is the source of this 3294-nucleotide messenger RNA. It is a transcript of the gene Ekar, whose product is annotated as Eye-enriched kainate receptor. Lineage: Eukaryota; Metazoa; Arthropoda; Insecta; Diptera; Drosophilidae. Gene Ontology annotation, biological process: monoatomic ion transport. Gene Ontology annotation, molecular function: ligand-gated monoatomic ion channel activity; signaling receptor activity. Gene Ontology annotation, cellular component: postsynaptic density membrane; plasma membrane. The record is from RefSeq and is a predicted model, not a curated record.